Molecule: messenger RNA, 1528 nt
Organism: Chilo suppressalis (striped riceborer)
Lineage: Eukaryota; Metazoa; Arthropoda; Insecta; Lepidoptera; Crambidae
Source: the annotation of a GenBank genome assembly
AAAAAAAAUCAAGUCAGUCUUUAUUUACGUACUUUAAAUUUAUUUGUUUAAACAAGCACGAAGUCAGGUAAACGAUAAAUAAAAUCAAUGGGAGGUGGUGAUCUGAAUUCGAAAAAAUCAUGGCAUCCAAAUACUAUGAAAAAUCAAGAACGUGUUUGGAAAGCAGAGCAAGCGGCUGCAGAAGAAAAGAAGCGCAUAUCGGAGUUGCAACGCGAGCGAGCUGAGGAAAGGGAUAGGGCAGAGUUGAACCAAAUGGCUCAACGAUCUGCUAACAAUUAUGGCGAUAAUCGCCUCAACUGGAUGUAUGAUAAACCAGAUAAAAAAAUUCAUGAAGAAGAUUACCUCCUUGGUAAGUCUAUAGACCAGAAUUAUAGUAGAGCUGACAAGGAGGAGCAAAGUUCUAUACCAGCUGUCGCGCGUCGCGUGGUUGGUUCAAGUAUGUUGGCUAGUGGUGGGGAUGCUCAAGUGGACUUAGCUCGCAAAAUGCGCGAAGAUCCCCUUCUCUUAGUCAAAGAAAGAGAAAGAGCAGCCAGAGCAGCUCUUCUGAACAAUCCGUUGCAGAGACGUCGCCUUACAGACUUAUUACGGAAGGAACAGGUACAAAGAAAAGAGAAAACAAAGAAAAAAGCUAAAAAGAAAGGGCAGGAUCUUGACAAUAUGCUAGCGGCAAAGUUAAGUGCUUUAAGUGAAGGAAAAGGUAUUGAUAUAGCUAAAUUGUUGGAUUCAGAUGAUUCUUCAUCGGAUUCUUCAGAUUCAUCUGAUGACAAACAUAGGAAGAAAAGAAAAAAAGUCAAGGAGCAAGAGAAGCAACAAAGAGAAGUAGAAAAGAAAAAAAGGAAAAAAUCUAAAAAGAAACAAUACCAUAGUUCAGAUGACUCAGAUUCGUCAGAUGAUAACAAGCAUAAAAAGAAUAAAUCAAAAGCUAUUCAGAAAUCUUCAGAUAGGCAUGAUCAUAAUUCUAAAAUAGAGGCUAAAAAAGGUAAUGGUAACAGUGCCAACCUUGUACGCGAAAAAAAAUUUAAGGAACAUUCUAGAAGCCCCGAUAGAGACGAUGGUCGGAAGAGGGUCCGUUGUUAUUCUAGCAAUGAUAACAUUGACAAAAAUCCUUCAGGUGACAGGAGGCGAGAGGAGACGCACAAAAGCAAAAGGCAUGCAGAACGGUCGCGUUAUACCGAAAGAGUUUACGAGGGCGAUAGAAAGCGGAAUUCGUCACCUGAUCACGGGCAUCGGUGGAAGUCGAAGAAGGGAUUGAGCGAGGAAGAGAGAGCGGCAAAAUUGGCUGAGAUGGUGGCUGCAGGGGCGGAGAGGGAGGAGCAGCGCGGCAAGCGCGUGGCCGAGCAGCGCCGCGCCGACGCUGCGGACGUUGGACGGGCCCCGCGCACCUCCGGACACGAGGCGAGGGCCCUGCCCGACUCACUCGAAGCGCGGAUUCGGUCCAACAGACACUACAUACAACGCGAUCGACAUCACAUGAACGAACAUUUCGCUAAAAGGUAGUUGUUGAAAAUAAAACUACUAUAAACUAUGU